AUGCCACAUGAAGUGCCGCGCUCUGAUUUAGGCCUAGGCGUUACCACCGAGAGUACAAGGCCAAACAACUGGGACGUAAAAAACCUGUGACGUCACGUAGAGUAGGCCUAUGCCUAUGUUCUUAUGGAGUUUCGAGAUGCUGGCUGGCAAGAGAGCAGCGCCACCAUUUCUCUGCGGUGUUGUCAUAUCUAGAUUUGAUAUAGCAGUAUCGAAAUCUCUACUAAUUAGUUGUACCUCACUGUGGGCGAAUUUACAAAAUGUACUCGGGCCUGCGCAGCUUCAGUGAUGAUAUGAUUAUUCUUUCUGAUCUGCCUCAAUAUGUCAAGAAUACAUUUUUGAUAUUACGUUCAAUCUGUUACUUGUGUGGUCUAAUAAUUGAAAUAUGUGGCAACCUUGGUAACACCACUAACAUCUGAGCCUCUCUUAUGUAUCUUCCUGUGCUAUGUAAAUUGUAAAUUAUUGAUGUUUUAAACUUAUAUUUGAGUCUCGCGAUUGUUUAGCUAAGUUUUCAAAAUGCCUUACAAGUACACGUAUUUUCGUUUCCAUUAAAUGAAAACUGUAAUAAAAGAUGGCUCGAAGCAAUCCCUCGUAGUGAUUUAGUGGUCACAAAAAACACCAGAGUAUGCAAUUUGCACUUUGCUGUGGACAGCAUCAUUUGGGAAUCCACCUUCCAUGACGAAAAGACAUGUAGGACCAUUACUGUACCUCUUAAGUAUCCA
Acanthoscelides obtectus is the source of this 719-nucleotide messenger RNA. The record is from the annotation of a GenBank genome assembly. Lineage: Eukaryota; Metazoa; Arthropoda; Insecta; Coleoptera; Chrysomelidae.